UAUAAGAAUAUCAGUUUAUAGCUAGCAGAAUUUGGUCGAGAAAUAACGAAUGGAAUUAUUUUUUUCUUGAUAGCUGGGCCCGACGAUACACGUCAAACCGACUGUCAACGGCACACUCAGGUAUUACUUGACUGUAAUUACAGGCGUUUGGCGCAAUGCUGGGUCGACGGCUAACGUGUUCAUUAAAAUCUACGGCACUGACGAUACUCUAGAGGCCAUUGAUUUAACUAAAAGCUCUCCACCAGGAAGGAAGAUGUUUGGAAGAGGAAGCGUCGAUAGGUUUGCUUUCCAUCUGGAGAAAACGCUCGGAAAUGUAAUUAAGAUAGAAAUGUGGCAUGACAAUUCUGGGAAGAGUUCAUCCUGGUUUCUGGAUCAAGUUCGCCUUGUUGAUAAAUCCACAGGGGAGAAGUGGGAUUUCUUCCACAACAAUUGGCUUGCACUUCACAAAGGUGACGGAUCGACCAAGGUUACCCUAAUGUCCAAUGAUCCAAAUCAUCACGGUCCUGGACUGAAAAACAUGUUUUACUCUGUCUCUUCAGUGGACCUCGCAGAUUAUCAUCUUUGGGCCUCUGUCAUUACCAGACCACCGCGCAACCCAUUUACACGUGUACAGCGAGCCUCGUGUUGCCUUUCUCUUUUGUAUUUGGCGAUGGCGUGUAACGCCAUGUUUUAUCAAGUGACUGGAGUUUCAGAUGAAGUGAUUCAGAUUGGACCAUUGAAAAUGUCACUACGACAAUUGAUAAUUGGAAUUGAGAGUUCAUUGAUUGUUGCCCCAGCAAGUGUUUUGAUAACUGUGUUAUUCCGUUACAGAAAGGCUAAAACAAUCUCGAGUGAAGAGACCGAAGAAGACAAAGCCACUAGAAAAAGCGUUUCAAAGAAAUCCUGGACUAAAAGGCAAUGUUUGCUACCUCAUGCUUUUAUGUAUCUUGGCUGGUUUCUCUGUACUGCGGCGAUAGCGUCUUCUGCUACUGUAACAGUAUUUUACAGUCUUCAAUGGGGGAAAGAAAUUGCAGAUCAGUGGCUCGCUUCUGUAGUUGUCUCUUGUAUCAAGGAUGUUUUCAUCUGGCAACCAUGCAAAGUUUUAUUCUUUACUCUUUUGUUGAUCAUUAUCUUCAGUAGGCCGAAGUCUCCCGACGAGGUGAGUAAUAGCGUUGCAUCAUCGUUUACAGAGGAGAUGAAGGAGCUGCGUGCCUAUCAAUUACAAAGGGCAACGUUUUUUCGUUUUGCAAGACAGUUUGGCGCCUUUAUGGUGUUUUAUGUGUUGCUGAUGAUCGUUACCUAUGGGGAUAAAGAUUAUCACCGAUAUCUCAUGACAAAAGGAACUAGAGAUAGCUUCACCUACUUUGACAAGGCAAAGACCGGCGAAAAGCUCUGGAUUUACAUGUUGGGAAAAUUUAUCCACGAUUCGUAUGCUGGUGAAUGGUACAAUGGCCAAUGGGAAAAGACUCCAGAGUAUAUAGGCAAUAAAGUUUCAAUGCUCAUUGGAAUGCCACGUCUUCGGCAGCUGAGGAUACAGGAAGAUUCCUGCCGAGUGGUGAAAGAGUUUGAGACGAUCAUUGACAAGUGCUACGAUUUCUAUUCGAUGUCAGAGGAGGAUACUACUCGUCUCUAUCUCCCACAUUGGAUUCAUUUGUCAGACGCGCAGCAGGGUUGGACCAACCUGUCACAGCUCUGUCCCAGGCCAUGGCGUUAUUCGUCGCCAGAAGAGCUUAAUAAUGUUCCUUCAUGGGCACAACAUCAUAUAUAUGACGGCGGCGGGUAUGUGCUUGACCUUGGGUACGAUAAACCAACUGCUAUCCGUAUGAUGGAAGGCGUCAAAGACAAGGACUGGAUUGACAGAAGAACAAGGGCCGUUUUACUUGAAUUCCAAGUUUUAAACUUAAACACUAAUUUAAUGAGCAUUGUAACAUAUCAUUAUGAGGUUCUACCGUUUGGAUUUGGGCUUACUUACGAGAAGAUUGACACGAUAAAAAUAUUCAAUUUCCAAAAUCUAUCUUAUAGUUUUUACAUAACGUGCCAACUGUUGUUUAUGCUUGUAGUAUUGGUGUACGCCAUCAUCCUUUUAGUCAGACUAUAUCGCCAAGGAUGUGCAUUUUUUAAACUCAUAUGGAACUGGAUAGAUAUUGCACAAAUUAUGAGUGCCUCACUUGCUAUUGUGUUCUACAUUAUAAAGGUGAAGUUUAUGCAUGAUAGCAUUCAAGAACUGCAAAAAAACCCUUUUGUCACAGUGAGUUUUCAGUUUGCAAUUUUCUGGACUGAGGUUGAAAAUGCUGCCCUUUCUCUUGCCUUAUUCAUUGCCACUUUUAAAAUUCUUCAUUUUAUUCGUCUCAAUCCACAUGUGCAAAUCUUAGCUUGGACAAUUAUUACGGCGGGAAAGGACAUUUUGUCAUUCUGUGCUCUCUUUGGGAUUCUUUUUUUAGCACACGCCCAUUUUGCUUUGUUAGCUUUUGGUAGCUCUGUGUUUUCUUUUUCAUCCUUUCCCCGCUCGUUUGCUUCCGAGUUUGAGCUCUCGCUAGGCAACACAAUUCACGUUGUAGAGAUUAAUGAUGUGAACAGAGCUUUAGGUUCACUUUUUACCGCCAGUUUUAUGCUGACACUUGCGGUUCUUCUUGUCAAUAUUUUCGUAUCUAUUCUCGAUAUAAAUUUGCAUGACGUAAAAGAGGACGAAGAGAAAGUCCAAGAAGCGUUCGGAAUGGGAAAGUUUAUUGCGACGUUUUUGUUUGGUUUUAAUCGCAAGGCCACAACGGAGGACACCCAGAAGUAAAUUUGCAAGUGAAAAAUAGCUGAUUACGAAAGCUUGCUGGCUGGCUUAUUGAAGGCGACUUGCUAGAAAUUGCAGAAAUAUAUUACCAGGAAAACAGAGCAUAAUUGUACAAUUACUUUUGUACUCUAGCAUGUAUUAAAUAAUAAUGUAAUCAAAUUAAAGGAGGCACGAUGAUUAAAAAAUUCAGUUCAACGGUUGCGUUUGCUCCUCAUCGUUUCUGCAACCUCCAUUCUGAGCAAGUCCCACACUACUCUACCAAGUCUUUUACUGGGAGGUUCCGCGCCGAGGUCCAAACUCUUAUCCUUUCCUGUACCACAUGGAGAAAAGGUACCGCUUUCGUUACCUUUUAUUGAAAAAGGGUACCCCUUUAACAUACCUACUUAUAUUAAAAACAAUGAAAUAACGUAAUGUGUAAGUAGGUUAUGCCAUAAUAAGUAAUUAUUGUGUAUUGUGACAAAGUAAGCGAGUAACGUAAUACAAAGUAUUGUAAGUUAGUAAAAACAUUAAACAGGAACAACAACAAAAAAGAACAUUGCAUCCCUAUUCUAAACCCCUAGAACGAUCCUGAUAACCGUAGUCUUCGUCUCAGAAUUUUUGCGGACGUUUCUUUACCGAAUUUUUUUGGCCGAGGAGAAUUGUUUUGGCGGAUCGUGAGCAGCAGUACCGCACAGUAGAGAGUAUCUAAAGUUGGGAAUAUGAGGAGCGAAAAUUGAUGUUCGAGGACCGAUCAAGAAGUGGGGCUUGGGGUGGAGGAGGGAAUUUAAGCCUUAGAGAACAUACCUGUGGAAAGUAAAAAAAAAUUAAGGGUUUAGAAAAUUUAAAAAAUUACUUUCAGCACUAGCACGUAAAUCCGGUGUUAAUUGAGCUAUUUAGUAAAUAAUAUCACGGGUGAUAAAUUAAUUCCUAUUUUUGUUGAGAAAUUUCAGCGUUAAUCAUAACAAUCUAUUUUGCACUAGUUAAUAUGCAAAGUUGUAAUCGGACAGUGUAA
Orbicella faveolata is the source of this 3752-nucleotide messenger RNA. RefSeq names its product polycystin-1-like protein 2. Gene Ontology annotation, biological process: detection of mechanical stimulus. Gene Ontology annotation, cellular component: membrane. Gene Ontology annotation, molecular function: protein binding; calcium ion binding; calcium channel activity. Lineage: Eukaryota; Metazoa; Cnidaria; Anthozoa; Scleractinia; Merulinidae. The record is from RefSeq and is a predicted model, not a curated record.